This is a messenger RNA of Argentina anserina (silverweed cinquefoil), 2768 nucleotides long. Its product is annotated as phospholipase A1 PLIP2, chloroplastic. Lineage: Eukaryota; Viridiplantae; Streptophyta; Magnoliopsida; Rosales; Rosaceae. The record is from RefSeq and is a predicted model, not a curated record. The coding region runs from base 361 to 2499 and encodes 712 amino acids. The transcript is spliced from 5 exons. Gene Ontology annotation, molecular function: glycerophospholipid phospholipase A1 activity. Gene Ontology annotation, biological process: lipid metabolic process.
CGCUAGGCCACCCCCACCGCCCUUUUUAUUUCUUCUCCCUCUUCUUCUUCCUUCUGUCUUCUCCCUUCAGAAGUUUAAACACAACACGGCCUCUCUUUCGUAGAAACUUCUUCCUCCUUUACUUGUAACCCGACCAGGCCACCAAACAGAGACGACCCGAUUCAAACACUUGCAUUGUUCUCCAGUCUGUCUUGUUUAUGUAUAUGUAUGUAGGUUAACUACGCCUUUGAGUUUCAUCUUAUUUUAAGGUUGAGGCUGUUUACUUUAUUUACACACUCCCUCCCUCAACCGAAAUCCCUCCUGCUCCUCCUCCUCCUAUAUUAAGAAGCACGAAUUCCAACGCAGAAAGCCAAUUCCAAGAUGAUAGAUAGUCUUUGUUUAACGCCGGUUAUACCCGGAAUAGCUCCUACGAUCACAGCGAUCGACGUCCGUGCGAACCCGUCGUUGGUGAGCGCGUUGGGCAGGUCUGCCGUCGACAACAAUCACAAGAGAAUUACCACGAGGUUUUCCUUCAAGUACCCUUUGAAAUCUCUCUGGCCCGGCGCCGGAAGAUACAAUGGCUUGCCUCUCGACGACGCCGUUCCGUUGGCCCAGGAAGAGGAGUGCCAAACCCAAACUCAAACCCAGAGUGGGAACUGGGUUUUAAAGAUUUUACAUGUCAGGUCUCUCUGGGGAGGAGGUAAGGCAGAGCUGCCCGGGGAAGACCAAGUCGCUGAAGCCGCCGCCUCCUCCGAUGACAGAAAUGGUGAUGAAGACGAAAAUGACGACAAGUGUGACUGUUGCAGAAUCGAACAACAAGAUGAUCAUCAACAACAACAGGUUGAGUUUGAUAGAGAUUCCUUUUCCAGAUUGCUGAGGAAAGUUUCAUUGGCUGAAGCCAGGCUAUAUGCUCAAAUGUCUUAUUUGGGCAACUUGGCUUACUCCAUUCCCAAAAUCCAGCCACAAAAUCUCUUGAGAGGUUAUGCCCUCCGCUUUGUUACUUCUUCAAUAGAAAAGAAGGAACUCGCUGCUAAUAUUGAGAAGUGCCAAGAGUCGGCUGCAGUUGAAGAAACCGAAGGCACCCUAAAGGAACACAUGGGAGAAGACAAGGAAGGGAAGGAGCAGAAGAACAAUGGAUACAGGAUAAGUCCCUCUGCUGCUUAUCAUAUUGCUGCCUCUGCAGCUUCUUAUCUGCAUUCCCAUACAAGGAGCAUACUUCCAUUCAAAUCUUCAAAAAAUGAGACUGAUCAAGUUUUAUCAGAAGAAAGCAGAGGAAGAGACAACGUUGUGAAUAUGAUGAACUCAGACAUGGCUUCUUUAAUGGCAACCACAGACUCAGUAACUUCUGUUGUUGCGGCAAAGGAAGAAGUGAAGCAGGCUGUCGCUGAUGAUUUAAACUCAACACAUUCAUCCCCGUGCGACUGGUUCAUAUGCGAUGAUGAUCAAAGUGCCACCAGAUUCUUGGUUAUUCAGGGGUCUGAAUCUCUGGCAUCCUGGCAAGCAAAUCUACUUUUCGAACCCAUUCAGUUUGAGGGACUGGAUGUGCUUGUGCAUAGAGGCAUAUACGAGGCUGCUAAAGGGAUUUAUGAACAGGUGUUACCUGAAGUUCAAGCUCACCUCAAAUCUCACGGUGACAAAGCAACCUUCCGUUUUACUGGGCACUCAUUAGGGGGUAGUUUAGCCCUACUGAUAAACCUCAUGCUACUUAUACGGGGUGAAGUGCCAAUUUCUUCAUUACUUCCUGUUAUAACUUUCGGUUCACCAUCCAUCAUGUGUGGAGGUGAUCAACUGCUUCACCAACUUGGGUUAGCACAGAGUCAUAUUCAGGCAAUAACAUUGCACAGAGACAUUGUACCCCGGGCAUUCUCUUGCAAUUAUCCUAAUCAUGUAGCAGAACUUCUCAAAGCUAUAAAUGGGAACUUCCGGAAUCAUCCCUGCCUUAAUAACCAGAAGCUACUGUAUUCUCCAAUGGGGGAGCUGUUGAUUCUUCAACCGGAUGAGAAAUUCUCCCCAAACCAUCAUCUUCUGCCUUUAGGCAGUGGUUUAUACGUCCUAAACGGUGAUGCCAAUGAUGCCGAAAAGCAGGUGCAUGCUGCAAAGUUGGUAUUCUUAAACUCACCACAUCCACUUGAAAUCUUAAGUGAUCGGUCUGCAUAUGGUUCAGAAGGAUGUAUUCAAAGAGAUCAUGACAUGAACUCUUACUUCAAAUGUAUCCGUGGGGUGAUUCGACAAGAGCUCAACCAUAUAAGGAAGGCCAGAAGACAGCAGAGGCACAAGGUUUGGUGGCCCUUCGUUUCAUCUCGGGGUGUGGAUCUUGGAAUCAUUGUGGGAAGGCCUUUCGCAACAAUGAAGCAGGGCCAGUACCAGGUCAACUUUUCAGGUGUGUUACAAAAUGGGAAAGAGUCCUUGAAACGGUUCAGUAGACUGGUUGCAUCGCAGCUCAUGCAUUUGUUUGUGGUGCUUUUGGUACCUGCACGACUCAUACUGUUGGGGGCAUAUAGCGUGAUUGGUUUCCCCUGAUGAGUACAAGUUUGUUGCAUGAAUGAGCCAUGUUUCUCUUUGUUUUUGGUACAUAGUUGGACCGGUGGUGGCACAUUGCUGGCAGGAAAAUUAGACCAUUCUUUAUUCAUUGUAUUUUUUUUUUCUAGAAAAGCAAAAGGUUAGUAUCGAAAGGACUCGGGGGUUUUAUCCCCAAGAUUUGGUAAAUGUAGAAAUAUGUAAAGGGCCGCAAUAGAGGCAUCAAUGGAAAAUAUUACUUGCACUCAAGAUAAUCCAAACUUGUUUUUUUC